AUGACAUCUCAAAUGGAAAACGCAACUCCAUCUAACGUACCAUAUACGUUUGAACAUUCGAAAAAUCUCGGGAACAAAAUUCUCAAGCCAAUACGCCAAGAAAAAGUCGUUAAAGUACCUGUAACUAAGUAUGUAGAAAAACUCAUAGAAAGAGAGGAAGUCAAAUAUGUAAAUAAAUAUGUUGAUGUUAUAAAACCAAUAAUUACAUACAAAACAAAGCACAUACCCAAGCAUAUAUAUUUAGAUAAAAUAAAGUAUGAGCCUAAAUUAAUAGAAAAAGAAAAAAUUAUCCAUAUCCCAAAAAUCGAAUACAGAAAUAAAAUUGUAGAAAUACCAGUAUAUAUCCACAAAGAAAAUAUAAUAGAAAAAAAAGUUCCAAUAAUUAUCGAGCAUGUUAUACCAGUUCUUAAAGUUAAUAAAAUUGAAAAAGAGAUUUUAACUGAUAUGAUACAUAUUCCAGAAAUUUGCAAUAUGCCAAAAAAUGAAGAUAUUAUCAGAAAUGAAGUUUCGUCAAAUAAAUCAGUAGAAGAAAAUAAAACUUCUGUAGUAGGUAUAACAAAAGAAGACACAGAUAUUUACAACAAAGAAACAUAUAGAAACGUAGAUUCAAUUGAAGAACCAGCUGCUAUUAAUGAGCAAAAGGAAAUAUCCAAUUACGAAAAGGAAAAAAUAAAAAGAGAUGAUGGAAGCAAUCGUUCUGUCAGUAAAUCACCAUCUAGCGAAGGUUCUUAUAAAGUGACAAUUGAACACAAAAAUGAAACCAUGUAUAAUGAUGAAACAAAUGAAGAUGCUCAUUAUGAUGAAAUUCCAGAAAAUACCUCCAAUAUGAUGAAUAAUGUAAAUAAUUUAAAUGAAAAUUAUUAUGAUGUAAAUGAAAAUCGUAGAAAUCAAAACAUAUCUCAUCUUAGUAUACACUUACCUAUAAGUCAAAAAGUAUCUCAUGAAUCUGCUGAACAAGCUUAUACAAAUAUUUCUCACAAUAAUAACAAAAAUAGCUAUGUUCCCUCUUUAAAUCAUUUAAUAAAAAAUGAUCAAUAUAUUAACUAUAAUAAUAUGGAUAAUAGAUAUUCUGAGAGAAACAUGAAUGAUUUAAUAAAUAAUCAGUAUGUUCAAGAAUCAUUCACAGGCUCAAGAAGAAAUAUACCAUCAUAUGCAAAUGAAAACAUGUCACAACAAUAUCAUGAAAAUUUAAAGAAUUACAUUGAAAUAGAUCAACAAAAAAUACAUAUUCCAUCAAAUAUGAACAUUUCUUGCGAAAAUUAUUCUGUAUCACAGAAAGUUUGCAAUAAUACUAGUCAAUAUGAUGUAGACAAAAAAAGUUUCACUCCUUAUUAUGCUAAUAGUAAUGGUCAGGCAUUUGUAUCUGUACGUCCAGCAACAAUCCUAGAAUAUUCCCCAAAACCAAGAAAAUUCAAAUCUAAAUUUUGCAAUAUAAUGAAUAAAUGUUGUGGUGGUGAAUAA
Plasmodium vinckei vinckei is the source of this 1461-nucleotide messenger RNA. RefSeq names its product inner membrane complex protein 1i, putative. Bases 1 to 1461 code for a protein of 486 amino acids. The record is from RefSeq and is a predicted model, not a curated record. Lineage: Eukaryota; Apicomplexa; Aconoidasida; Haemosporida; Plasmodiidae. The transcript has a single exon.